GAAGCUUCACAUUAUUGCAUCUCAGGCUUUGCUACCACCUUGGGGCCCAUACUAUCAUCUGGUCAUACACUACCACUAGGCCAUACGUUUUCUCCCCGUCCGGACGACAUAUUUGAACAACACACAGCCGCUCCAUGGCUCUGCGUUUUAUGAUGAUGACGCUAAACAUCAUUCUCGCUCUCUUAUUUUGUAUGCUACCUGGUGCACUGGCUGCAAGAGAUGGGAGACUUGCUAACAGAACUAUCGAAAGGACCGUCCAACUACGCACUCACUCUAUCUUCCCUCCUUAUAUCGACCAAGACCUUCAAAAUCGAUGGUGGGAUUUCGGUGCAGACUCUUACGUUAAUACCAACAAACAUAUACGAUUAACUCGUGCUCGACCGUCCCAAAUGGGGUGGUUAUGGUCGCGUCUCCCCAUAACCGCGCAAAACUUUGUAAUCGAAGUCGAAUUCAAGAUUUCAGGAGAAUCAACUCAUUUAUUUGGAGACGGUAUGGCUUUAUGGCUAACCACAACCCGCGCAGAACCAGGACCUGUAUUUGGUAGUAUCGAUAAAUUCGAAGGUCUCGCUAUAUUCCUUGAUACCUACGCAAAUGCCCGUCAUUCAUAUGGGUUUCCCCGUGUGUUGGCCAUGAUGGGUGAUGGAUCAACAAGUUAUGAUCAAGCGAAUGAUGGCGAAGCUAACAGCCUUGGGUCCUGUUCUGCAAACUUCCGUCGGACCAACGGGGUCACGAAGUUAAAGAUCACAUACGUGAAGGACGGUUAUAUAGACGUCAAAAUGCAUUAUAGAGCAUGGGACGACUGGACUGACUGUUUCAGAAUCGAAGGCGUCAACCUUCCUACGGCCCCUUACAUAGGACUAUCAGCCAUGACUGGCGAAGUUUUCGAUUCCCAUGAUGUGAUAUCAGUAACGUCUUGGUCUGCUGUUCUUUCCUCAGAAGAUGCCCCUCGUGACAAGCUUGGUGGACGGAUAUUCUCAAGUUCUCGAGGUUCGCAAUCAGGAUCCUGGUUUGGGUUCCUUUUCAAGCUAUUCUUGUUUGCCGGUGUAUGUGCCGGGGCGUUCUAUGGAUACAAGUCAUACACGGUGAAAAACAACAACAGAUACGGAUACAGCGGUACCUUCGGAUCGACUGGAGGUACUUUUGGUCAGUUAGGAGAUAGGCUGGGAUAUACAAGUGGCAAACGAUUUUGAAGCUUAUGUUUUCCGGAACUGUGUAAUGGGACGUCAGAUUUUUGGGGACUUAAAAUAUCUUAGAUCAAAUGUUCAUGCAGGUUUCAAGCCGCAGAGAUAAUGACAUACAUGCAUUUAUCUUUGGAAUAU
Serpula lacrymans var. lacrymans S7.9 is the source of this 1319-nucleotide messenger RNA. RefSeq lists its product as uncharacterized. The coding region runs from base 135 to 1190 and encodes 351 amino acids. Lineage: Eukaryota; Fungi; Basidiomycota; Agaricomycetes; Boletales; Serpulaceae. Gene Ontology annotation, biological process: endoplasmic reticulum to Golgi vesicle-mediated transport; endoplasmic reticulum organization; Golgi organization. The transcript is spliced from 12 exons. Gene Ontology annotation, cellular component: Golgi membrane; endoplasmic reticulum-Golgi intermediate compartment; endoplasmic reticulum membrane. Gene Ontology annotation, molecular function: D-mannose binding. The record is from RefSeq and is a predicted model, not a curated record.